CUCUCUUUAUAAGAACAUAAAAAAGAAGAGCACUUGCAUAUUACUAAGCAUACGCUUGCGAGAACAACGAAAUAUUGCAUCCGCCACCGUCGACCUUGCCUCCGCCGCCGUCACUGCCUAUUGACCACGCUCAGUUAUCCAAAACUUCACUUCUCAGGAAUGGAAAUCAAUUUGGGGAAACUUGCAUUUGACAUUGAUUUUCAUCCGUCCGAUAAUCUUGUUGCUACAGGACUCAUAGAUGGUGACCUUCACUUUGAAUCAUGUGUCCUGCAGGUACCGUUAUAGCUCUGAUAAUACUAAUAGCGACCCAGUGAGGCUGUUGGAAAUUCAUGCCCACACCGAGUCUUGCAGAGCUGCUCGAUUCAUCAACGGCGGACGUGCGCUGUUGACGGGUUCUCCAGAUUUCUCGAUACUGGCUACAGAUGUGGAAACUGGAUCUACCAUUGCCCGACUUGAUAAUGCCCAUGAGGCUGCAGUCAAUAGAUUGGUAAACUUGACCGAGUCAACCGUUGCUUCUGGAGAUGAUGAUGGUUGUAUUAAGGUUUGGGAUACAAGAGAACGUUCUUGCUGCAAUUCAUUUGAAGCCCAUGAGGAUUACAUUUCAGAUAUAACUUUUGCAUCUGAUGCAAUGAAACUAUUGGCCACAAGUGGAGACGGGACUCUUUCCGUUUGCAAUCUUCGAAGAAAUAAAGUCCAAGCCCAAUCUGAAUUCUCUGAAGAUGAGCUAUUGUCUGUUGUUUUAAUGAAGAAUGGUAGGAAAGUUGUGUGUGGAUCACAAACUGGAAUCAUGCUAUUGUAUUCAUGGGGAUGCUUCAAGGAUUGCAGUGAUCGAUUCGUUGAUCUCUCUUCAAACUCUAUUGAUACCAUGUUAAAGCUUGAUGAAGAUAGGAUUAUUACUGGAUCAGAGAAUGGGAUGAUCAACUUGGUUGGGAUAUUACCAAACAGAGUCAUUCAGCCAGUUGCCGAGCAUUCUGAAUAUCCUGUUGAGCGUCUUGCAUUCUCUCAUGAUAGAAAGUUUCUUGGAAGUAUUGCACACGAUCAAAUGUUAAAGCUAUGGGACUUGGAUAAUAUACUGCAAGGUUCAAGAAAUACUCAAAGAAAUGAAAACGGAGGGGUUGACAAUGAUGUCGACAGUGACAAUGAAGAUGAGAUGGAUGUCGAUAACAACACUUCUAAGUUUACUAAAGGGAACAAGAGAAAGAAUGCAAGUAAGGGGCACGCUGCAGGUGAUUCAAACAACUUCUUUGCAGAUUUAUAGGAGAUUAUGGCUGCAACUUUUUCCACAACCUCAAGUUUAACGUGCCUGUUCACAAAAUCUAUUCUUAAAUUCAGCACCUUGUCUCGGAGAUACAUUGUGGUAGCAUCAACCCUACCCAAAAUCAUCACAGCCACAUUUGCCAUAAACAAGAACUUCUCCAACAGUUUUGAUAGCCAAGCUUAGUUUCUCAAUUACUCGUUUAUAUUUUGAUUUCCAAAAGUAAUGAUAAUAUGUUUUUUUUUUUUUUUUAAAGAUUUUGGAAGAUAUAGUUGAUAUUUGUUGUUUA
Molecule: messenger RNA, 1544 nt
Organism: Medicago truncatula (barrel medic)
Lineage: Eukaryota; Viridiplantae; Streptophyta; Magnoliopsida; Fabales; Fabaceae
Product: WD repeat-containing protein 55
Exons: 16
Coding region: 239-1258 (339 amino acids)
Molecular function (GO): protein binding
Source: RefSeq, a predicted model, not a curated record